Molecule: messenger RNA, 928 nt
Organism: Cucurbita maxima (winter squash)
Lineage: Eukaryota; Viridiplantae; Streptophyta; Magnoliopsida; Cucurbitales; Cucurbitaceae
Product: transmembrane emp24 domain-containing protein p24beta2-like
Exons: 5
Coding region: 168-812 (214 amino acids)
Biological process (GO): Golgi organization; endoplasmic reticulum to Golgi vesicle-mediated transport; intracellular protein transport
Cellular component (GO): endoplasmic reticulum; endoplasmic reticulum-Golgi intermediate compartment; Golgi apparatus
Source: RefSeq, a predicted model, not a curated record
AUUUUGAUUUCCAACUCCUACUCCGCCUCGCGCGUUUUCACCCAAAAUCCUCUUCUCCUCUCAGAUCAAACACAUUCUUUAACUUAUUCUUACAAUUUCCCAGAAUCUCUCUUCCCCCAAUUUGCGGAAUUUGUUUGUUCUUCCCCGGAUUCCCAAUAUUUUGAGAAAUGGAGCGAUGGGCUAUGAGAUGUGUGGUGAUGAUGGCGUUUGUGGGGGUAUUGCUGCUGAAUUUGAGAAAAUCAGAAGGGAUUAGGUUUGUGAUAGACAGGGAAGAAUGUUUCUCUCAUAAUGUUCUAUACGAGGGAGAUACUGUUCAUGUUUCUUUUGUUGUAAUCAAGGCAGAUUCAGCAUGGCACUACGGCGAUGAUGGUGUUGAUCUUGUGAUAAAGGGUCCUAAUGGUGAACAUCUUCAUGAUGUCCGAGACAAGACGAGCGAAAAACAUGAAUUUGUUGUUCACAACAAAGGCCUUCAUCGAUUCUGCUUUACGAACAAGUCUCCGUACCACGAAACGAUCGACUUUGAUAUGCACGUUGGUCAUUUUUCCUAUCAGGAGCAGCAUGCAAAAGAUGAGCAUUUCAAUCCUUUGAUGGAUCAAAUAUCUAAGCUGGAGGAGGCUCUUUACAAUAUUCAGUUUGAACAGCAUUGGUUAGAGGCUCAGACUGAUCGCCAGGAAAUAGUGAAUGAAGCAAUGAGCAAAAGGGCAAUGCAUAAGGCAAUGUUUGAAUCAGCAGCGCUUGUAGGGGCCAGUGUCCUCCAAGUCUACUUGCUGCAGCGCUUGUUUGAAAGGAAGCUUGGCACUUCCAGAGUUUAAACCCCCUUUUUACUUCACCAACAUUCUUUUUACCCCCGCAGUAAAAGAUUAUAUGCUAAUCUAUUUCUUCCUGUUUUUUUUUUUUUUUUUUUUUUUUUUUUUUUUUUUUUUUUUUU